AGGAACAGAUAAAGGGGGAGAGAAAGAAAGAAAAGAGCCUGUGCGUGUUUUCGCAGGCGGAGUUUCGUUCUUGCGCACCGUUGGAAUUCACUGUCUGUAUAUUUUUUUCCUCUGGGUUUGCUUGGAGGAGACCGAAGGAGCGAGAAAGCGCCGCCAGCGAGCAGAUGUUAUAGCUGGACUAUUCCUGUUUCCAGCCUGACAAUCGAGCCUCUAUCAUCUGGUAAAAUGUGGCAGCCCGCGUCGGAACGAUUGCAGCAUUUACAGAGCAUGCUGAAGACCAAACUGAAUGUGCUGACGCUCAGGAAGGAUCCACUGCCGACUGUCAUCUUUCAUGAGCCCGAAGCCAUCGAGCUGUGUUCAACCACCCCGCACAUCAAGAACCGCACACACACGGGAUACAAGGUGACGUACCUCGGCAAGGUGACGAUUUCCGGCACUCACUUCCUGUCCGGCUGCACCGAAUCGGCUGUGGUUGGAUUAUGGGACACGAAGCAGACAUCGGUCACCCACGAUGACUCCAUCACCUCCAGCAAUACCAUCCUAGAAAUCCGGCCUUUUCAGGUGCGCAUGCAUCACCUGGAUGGCCGCGGCGAGGCCACCAUCGCUAUGGACACCUUCCAGGUGGCGCGCAUCGCGUACUGCACGGCGGACCACAACAUUAGCCCCAACGUGUUUGCGUGGAUCUACCGACAAAUCAACGACGAUCUGACCUUCCAGAUGGACUGUCACGCUGUAGAGUGCGAGAGCAAACUAGAGGCGAAAAAACUGGCCCACUCCAUGAUGGAAGCCUUUAAGAAAACCUUCCACAGCAUGCGCAGCGACGGGCGCAUCCACAAGAGCGGAUCGUCUGAUGAGUUUCCCGAAGAGGCAAGCACACCUGACGAUGGCUGAGUGAUAGGCUGAGGGUCGGACUACUCUUAAAUAGGGGGGUUUCGGGAAAAGGAGCGUGAAUGCAAUCUCGCGCUCUUUGUUUUUGUGCCAUAAUAGAAUAUUCAGAAACAAAACUAAAACGUAAACGGCGACUGAAAUCAAACCAUAUACCAAGAAACUAGCCUGCCUUUUUUUCAGUCUCUGCCUGCCAGAUGGUCUGUGGCCAUUUUACUAAAAGCGUCUCAUCAUUACCACGGUAACACUCGCAUUUGAAAACUGCUGGUUUUGAUAUGAAGUGACAAGAACCUGUACCUUUCCUUAAGCCAAUCAAACCUUGGGCCUGUUCACUUUUUGUUUAAAGGAGGGGGGUGAUUUCUGUGUGUGUCAUGCAUUUUAGAUAUAACAGAGGUGUGUUUCUUCUGUAAGUCGAGUUUGAGGGGUGAUAAAAAAAAGUCUGAUUUUGAUAUUUAUGGCAGGCAGCCAGCCUAGGGCAUUCCUUUACCUUUUUAGGGCCAUAGAAUCGUAAUUAUAGGGACCAUGCAUUGAUUUCUAUUUGUUUUUUAAGAUACCAAAAGUCAGUGUUUGUGUGUGUGAUCUAGGGUUUGUAUGUCUGCAGCUCUUGAGCCUUUUAAUAACUAUGGAACGGGUUCUCUACUGCAACAAGCUUCUACAAGCUAAGUGUGCUCGUCUGUCUGGUGUAGUUUAGUGUGUGUGUGUGCGUGCGUGCGUGGGUGUGUGUGUUUGUGUGAGGUGUUUUCCAACAGAAAAUACUAUAAAUGGGAAAAGCAAGACAUUUCAGAUGCAUCUGUAUAUUCACUCAUGAGCACUCAAUUCAGUAAAUUCAGUCACUCUGGUAGGAAUGCUCAUGAUCUAGUCCAUGAGGAUGGAAAGUUCCCUGUGCGGAUUUCACUCCUUUUCACUAUAAUUGUGAAAGUGGCUUCUGAGCCGUUUGAAAUUACGCACGUCAUCAUUUUGCCAAGUACGAUGCGAUCCUGGAUUAACAUCUAUGUUGGUGCUGGAACAAAGUUUUUGUUGGAAAAUGUCAUCCAUACCUAUUCCCUACCUCUAAACCCAACCAUAACUAUAAAUGAUUCCCAAAAUCAGAGGGGGGAAAUAGUUGGACAACAAUAAUAAGUGCAUAAACCGUAAGCCUAAACUUACCAUAAACUCUAAACAUAUUCCUUAAUUCUGAUUGGCUGAUUGGAAUGUUGUUUCAGGAUCAACAUAGAUGUUCAUCCAGGAGCAUGUCCUACUUGGUGAAAUCAGCUUGGCAUGAAAGAACUAUUGAAAAUGGAGCUUUUUCCAAACAAAGUGUCGCUGAAAUGUUGCACCUUAUAGAGUGCAUUAGUGUGUCGCCAUUUUUCACCAGCAAUGUUUUGAGAAGUCAUUUUGCCAUUCAUUUUUCCUAUAGAAGUGUUAUAAGCCAUGGACCAAAUUAACAAUAUGAAUCACAAUAAUAUAACGUUUAAUUAAUUGAACAAUUGUAAGGCAAAAGAACAAAUGCACAAAACUAAGUGAUGUUUUAUAAACAAAUUUCGGGAGGAGCACGCGCAGAAGUUUCAGUAUCAAAUACGUCAUUGACCAUUAUUCUAUUAUCCAAUCAGUUCUUGACCAAACCCCUAUAUAUAUACCAAAGCUGUCUUACCUGCAGCAUCUUACGACUUUAGCGUCCCUCCACCACCCCGUCACCUCACCUCUUAAGCAUUGCAAUCCCGGGGGGAGCGUUCUGGGGCCGGGCUAGAUACUUCGCUCGAAUCCCAAUUCCUCUCUGUUUCCUGAUAAGUUGAAUAACUCGAGUUGGGGUGUCCUCUCAGAGCCUUCUCCCCGGACAGCACGCCAAAUACACUUUAUUCUGAAACUAUUGCAAGUGUGAACUCGUGAAGGACUUUAGGAGGAAAAGGAACCCGAUCCCAAUGAGCAUUGCGAAGAACAAAUUAAAAGUGGAGGUAAAAUGCAAAACUGCUCAUUUUAGGGCUGGCAAAUUCAUUGAAAUGAACUGGCAAACAUGAUUGAGCAAAGCUGCAGUUGUCAUGCACAUCUUGACAGGGAAGCACAGUUGUGUAUUCAACUGGAAGGCCAGAGGGGGCGCUCUCAUGCAAAAACCCAGGAAAUCCUCACAGCAUUGCAUUAUAGUAAUGGGAAGUUGAGGUCAUUUUACCAGACCUUUGAGUCUCGUUCAGAGAUAAAAGAAUCGUUUUUUUUUUAUUAUUAUUUUUAUUUCUUUCAUUUUAUAUAUUAAAAUAUUAUUAAAGAGUUAAGAGUCACUUUUCAAACACAUCUACAACGUUGAUCAUUGAACAUUGACCCAAACGUUGAUCACAACUAGGGCUGCAUGAUUCUGGCUAAAAUGUGAAUCACGAUUUUAUUUUUUAAAAUCAAUAUCACGAUUCUUUCUCACGAUGCUUUAGAUGUAAAAUAAAGGUUAAUAUGAGUAGGCUAUUAUUAUUGUUAAUUCUCAAACAUAUCUUCACCUUGUAAGGUUCUUUCUGCUUUCUGAAUGAUUUUGAGAUAUCGAGCUUCAAAGUUUUUGCAAUCCAUAUAGCUAACAGUAUGUGUGUAAAAUUCGUUUUUUUUUACCGAGCUUGUAAGACCCACGAUUAGUUCACAUUUUGAGUCUUCGGGCUUUUGAGUCAUUCGUUCUUCAUGUAACAUAAAAUAUAAUAAACCAAUCACAAGCAUCGAUCAAUACAGUAGCAAAGAUACAAAUAAAAUAAACAGCGCUUUAUAGUUUUUUGGGAGUCUUAAAUUAUUCAGGUACAUAAAUUGAAUUAUCAAAUAGAAAUGAACACUGUUUAGACUUCAUUACAAGUUACAAACAUAAAUUGUUGUGCCCGAAUGCUUAAGCCCCAAUCCCAAUUCUAUUUUUGUUCCUCUUUGUCCUUGAUACAGAGUGUGAAGUGGAAGGGCUUCAAAGUUUACCCCUAAGAAAUGGGACACCACUACAACACCUGCCAAUGUCAUCAUAUGCCAUCGCGGCAGCUGUAGUUAUUCCAGUUGUGUUAUUUUUUGGUGUUUAUCUUCAGGAAAUCACUGAAGGCAACGAUAUGAUGUUGUCAUACUGAUAUAAUGUGGCAAUAAGCUCGUAACUGGACUGUGCAUUUACACACUGGCCAUAUUCAUCAAUGUAAACACACCAGAAACAACAUUAACAUUAUAGCAGACACUGUGAAACGCUCAUUUCCAGCCACUAGACUUUUCUGACAGGGUAUUCAACUGUCAUUGAGUGACAGAAUGUUGUGGGACUACUAUACAGGAUUUAUGAUUAUGGAUUUUAGACAGCAAAAUUUUGCGUUUUUUAUUUUAUUUGGUUUUUUUUUUAAAGCAUGAUGGUUUUUUAAAGCAUGAUGGUAUUAAAACAUGUGCUUGUUUGUUGUAAAAAUUCAUAAUAAUGAUAAAGAAAUACUAAUUUGUGCAUCUCCUGACUUCCGUGUGCAGCCAUGCAGCCGUUGUAGAUGGUGUAUUCUGGGAAGUGGGCUAUAUGCACACGGACUUGUAAUUUUCAGCCAGGCAUCCCAAUGGCCUCCAGAGAGUCCUUCCAUUACAAAAUUGUCACAUUUAAGGUCUGAUGUCUUUAAAAAUCAGUGAUCUUCACUGCCUGAUAGAUAUACGAUAUGGAGUGGGUCUCAGAUCGGUCAAGAAGCACUGCAUUAAAUUCCAUUCCCCCCCCGCCAUGUCUUUAAAAUAUGACAGUUUAUUUUACCCCAGUAUUUUUAAUAGAAUUUCAUCUCGUUUUACGCUUGAAGAACUAAAUGAAUGCUUUAGUCUAUUUAACUGAAUGGAUUGUAAUUACAUUACAACAUCGAUGCUGUAAAAACAACCUGAAAAUAGUCCCAUUUAAGCUUUCACACACAACUUUCAGUUUAUCGUUGGCUUUAAAACUCUAGCAUAGAGCCCAGAGCUAUCUAGCCCUUCCCCUUAGCCCUAUUCCUAAAAGCUAAGGAGAAUUGGGACACCCCUACCCCUUCACGUGAACGUGCAAAAUGAGGGAUAGGGGUAAGGGGAAGGGUUAAGGCAGAGGUGGGCAAACUCAGUCCUGGAGGGCUGGUUUCCUGCAGAGUUUAGCUCCAACUCUAAUCAAACACACCUGCUUAUAGAUAUCGAUUGAUCUUGAAGACACUCAUUAGCAUGUUCAGGUGUGUUUGAUUAGUGUUGGAGCUAAAGUCUGCAGGACACCGGCCUCCCAGGACCGAGUUUGCCCACCCCUGGGCUAAGGGGUAGAAUUGAGAUUAGGCCUAAAACUGGUUUGGAAUACUUAAACAGGCAUAGACCUUAAAAAUAUAUGCAAAUGAGACUAUUUUUAGAUUAUUUGUGGAGUUACUGCAACAAUAAAUCAAGUUUUGUCAGCUGUGGCUCCAUAAUCCCGACUCAACAGGUGUUUAUUGCAAAUGCUCACGAUAUCGAAAGGAUAUAUUGUGCAGCGCUACAUUAAAGCAGGACAAACAUGCGAAAAAAUAAAUUAUUAAGGGGCCAAACACCACUGUAUAUAGUGAUGUUUUUACCAUAGAUCCAAACUAAUGGCUUUAACAUAAUCGUAUCAUUGAUUAACAUGGCUUAUAGUUUCAAAUCCUUUUCCUUAUGCAGAAAAUGAAUGGGAUUUUUACUUCCGGAGCUAUGACUGUUGAUUGUGAACAGAAAUCCUUGUCGUUGAUCCAUCGUUCACAUACAGAGCAUCUGAAGUUUUCCCUGUUGGUUUAGAAAGAGUUGCGUGAAUGUUUGUGCAGGGUGAAGAAGGACCCCAAAAGCAAGCAUAGCUGUCCCAUAGAGUGCCUGUCUCUUGCCCCUAUGCUGAAUGUAUGAUGUCUCUUGUGCUGCAAGCGCUAUAUAUAUAUAUAUGUACCGGUACUGAAAGCCUUGUUUUCUUAUUAUUAUUCUAGAUUUUGUUUUAUGUACAUUUGUAUUUGCAGGUCAUUUGGAAGCUAUAGUGGUUUAGACUCCAAUUAAACCAAAUGCGUGCUCAUAUACACGGCUCCACUGUCCUGUGAAAACCUGUUAUCAUAGGUACAAUGGAUUGAGGAGCAACAAAACAAAUGAAGAGAGUAGUUUGAAUUCGGAUGCUAAUUCAGUUUGGGAGAAAAUCUGGAUUUUGGGAAGUGAGCAUUUCUAAAUGAAGAAAUCUAUAUAUGAAAGAUUUAUACAAUGUAUUUGAAACUCAUUCGAUAAAGCUUGUGUAAAUACAAAUGUAUCGUUUUUCUUUUCUUUCUUUUUAAAUACUGCGUUCAAUGUUUGAUAUUUGAAUAAAGUGAGAAGCACCAUUAAAGGAAUCAGUAUUACGGCCAACUGUGAAUUUGGAUCGGGAGCGAAGGGCAGCCUACAGCGUGAGUGGAGAAGGAUGAGUUGUCUGUCUGUUGUUUGUUGUUGUAAUUGUUGUUGUUUUAUCAUUUGUACAAUUGUAGAUGAACAUUCUCACUACAUGUCUUAACGGCUCGGACUCGCUUUAUUGUUUUGAAGUGUUACCAUAUGUGUUUUUUAUGCUGUAUUUGUAAAGACAAAAGGAUACAGGCAUAUAUAAAAUAUUUACCAAGCUA
This is a messenger RNA of Danio aesculapii, 6395 nucleotides long. It is a transcript of the gene pid1, whose product is annotated as phosphotyrosine interaction domain containing 1. The transcript is spliced from 3 exons. Gene Ontology annotation, biological process: regulation of reactive oxygen species metabolic process; negative regulation of D-glucose import across plasma membrane; regulation of cell population proliferation. The record is from RefSeq and is a predicted model, not a curated record. The coding region runs from base 226 to 891 and encodes 221 amino acids. Gene Ontology annotation, cellular component: cytoplasm. Lineage: Eukaryota; Metazoa; Chordata; Actinopteri; Cypriniformes; Danionidae.